Molecule: messenger RNA, 4902 nt
Organism: Ctenocephalides felis (cat flea)
Lineage: Eukaryota; Metazoa; Arthropoda; Insecta; Siphonaptera; Pulicidae
Product: baculoviral IAP repeat-containing protein 6-like
Exons: 25
Coding region: 1-4902 (1633 amino acids)
Molecular function (GO): RNA-DNA hybrid ribonuclease activity; nucleic acid binding
Source: RefSeq, a predicted model, not a curated record
AUGUAUGCUAUUAAUAGGUGCGUAAAGUAUAUUGAUGAACAUAAUGUGAAGAAAUCGGUAAUAAUCAGCGAUAGCAGGUCUGCUCUUGAGGGCAUGUUGUCGUUGGGAAAGGACCCGUCAUUAUUAACGAUAGAUACUCUAAAUGACAUACAUGCGAUAUUAUCAAAAAAUUGGGAGUUACGCAUUGUAUGGGUAAGAAGUCAUAUUGGGAUAGCUGGCAACGAAGCGGCGGAUAACGGCGCCAAAGAUGCAAUAAAUACAGGGACUGUUGCUGCGGAUGGAAUAUCUUAUAGAGACAUAAAAAGAUUUAACAGAGCAAACAUACGGAACAUUUGGCAAUUGGAUUUUCAGUUAUCUAUUAGAAUUAAAGGUAAAUUUUAUGGUAUGAUACAAGGAAAAAUUCCAGUCAAACCAUGUGGAGUUUCAGACUUACCACCAGAUGCACCAAUAGUACCAUUCGAUCAGACUUUAUUGCGUGUGUUGUUAAAGACAAUGCUAAAUGGACUACCACAGGUUAAAACUGCAUCGGCAUUGCGUUGGUAUUGUCUCUUAUUGAUUAGAUUUGCAGGUGCGGAGAAUCGUGGUCCGCUCGCAGUUGUUGAACGCUGCUUAAGACUUUUACGCAAAGCAGCGAUUGAGCGAAGUAAACGCAGAUGUCCGUAUACUGAUUUGCUAAGAGCGCGAUUUGGAUUAAAUGGAAUGCCUUUUGAUUCUGAUGUUUUUGAUGGAGAGUUGCCCCAACAAAUUCAACAGCGAGGCCUCGACUCUAUGCUUGGAAAUAGAAAGCCAAAAGCGGUAUCAGAUUUAGCAGACAUGGCAGCUAAACCUAUUCCCUGUACAAAAGGAUUACGUGGUUUAGGAGAAGUGCAACCUUUGCACUUUAUUUGUAACUCUGCUUCUGAAGGUACAAAAUUAGAAAGACUGCAAAAUAGUGGUACCAAUACAUGUUUCAAUUUCGAUGGUACACAUAAUAUAUUAUUCAAACAGUUUGAUCCAAAGGAUGUCAAAGAGGACCAAAUAUUAGAAUCCUCGGCAUUAUCUAUGAACUGCAAGCUAGGUAAACUAUUACUAUCAGUGGAGAAAGAAUUAGCAAAAGCUAAAUCAACAUUAGGUCACAAAGAUAUUGACAUGGAAGUAUCUGAUUAUCAACCAGAUGUUGAUGUUGCUGAAGAUAUGUCUGUUGAUGCUGAUGAUACCAAAUCAAAUACUUUCUCACAAUACUUGCAACAUAUGUCUCAACUUGACACAACUCAAUCAUGGUCGCCAGCUUCCCAAGCUACUACUAUUGGCUCACAGAAUACUGAUUAUUCACAGAAUGGUGAUGAGUACAUUUUACCUUGGUCUCGUCUGUUAACUCCACCUGGUCAACAAGCAAUUGUCAUUGCCAGAAUGCAUUCUUGUGCAAGGAGAUUUGUUAUCUUAGAUUUUGGACGACCGGUUUUAUUGACAGACUUGGCUAUCCCAUCAUGCAAUGAACUGAUGUCAUUGACAUUAGAUUACUGGAUAACUAGUGAAGAUGGUGAAAGCAUCAGAUUAGUUAUGGCUUCUGAUAUCGGCACUAGGACACUUGUUAUGAAAGAUUUACAACCUGCACCUGUUUUACGUUUUUUGAAGCUGACAAUGAUUGGUCGGUAUGGCAUGACAGCAACCAGUGUCAAAUUAUCAGCUGGUAGAUAUUACGGUCACAGCACAGUUUUAGAAGCUGAUGCCUAUUGCGAAAGUCCAGCAGGCCUGUCCAGCACAUCAGUAGUAACUACUUCUGAAAGGGCGCGAACACAGUUGGCAUCUUUAAACUCCUUAUAUGAGGAUACAGCAUGCAGGUAUCGUUCAGCUUGUUGCAAUUUGAGAUCUAUUUUGAGGCCAUUGAUGGGCCUUGCUCCAUCUUUAGCUGAAAAAUGCGCUGACGGGGAAGAUGACAAAGUUAUGAUGGCUUAUCAGGAAUGCAUAUCACUCCAGCAACAGUUAAGUGUUCUUCAAUCUGUGACCUUACGUUUGCAAGAAGCGUGCAAUGAGCAAAGUACAGAGCAGCAGAUAAUUAAAACUGAAGAAUAUAUUUCACAUAACGCCAUAAGUUCUAGUGAAUUUGACUUGGCUGCUGCUAGUUCUGAUAAAUUAAGGGUUCUGUGCGAAAGUUUGGUGGUUGUUUACCUGCGCUUACUUCAAAAAGCUAGUCCCAAGAUGGCUUGUAAUUUGGCGCGAUUCAUAGACCAAGAGGCAUGCUCAGAGCUGUUCUCUACACUAGUUGUGCAUGGUGACUCUGCACAGAUAUCUUGUUGUGCCCUUCUAAGUACGGCAUGCAGUAAUAGAACUUGGUGGGGCACGUUUUUGGCUGAUUCGUUGAAAACAUUAUAUUCAUCUUCUUGUACACAAUUAUUCCCGAAAGAGCGGGUUUUUCUACUUUUAACCCACCUUGGGCGACGUGGUAACCCUCGAAGUCGUGUUUUGGAUGCAGCACUACUUGCUCUUCUUCAAUUGCUUGCUCCUAUUGCCCCCAUCAACCAAUCUGCAGCAGGUGCAAGAGCUGAUCAACAUCAGCAAGUUCAUGAAGAUGAGCUGAGUCCACUCAGUGCAAAAAUUGAUUUAUCUCUACUUUCUUGGUUUUUGCUGUAUUUAUCAGCUAGCUUGGAUGAUGGAAAAGAAGUUAAUAGUUCCCGAUGGGAAUUCAUGUCGGGUCAAACUUGUACACAACGAACUCGAUCAGAAUCUGAGCGCAAUCAAGAGAGGACUGGUGCUACCAGAGUGUAUCGCCGCAAAUUACAAAAACGUCUUAUGCAUCACAAAAUUCAACUUGACGAUUUAGAGUCUGCCAAAAAAGCAUUUCAAGCUUCAUCACAGGCUUUCUCAAAUUUAUCAUCACAAGCUUCAAACUUAUCUGCCAAAUUAGAUGCCGCACUAAAACAACAAGAAAACGUUCUCAAGAAAUCUUUGAAGCUACAUGCCCAAAAAUAUCCAUUCAAGACCCCAUCAUCGCAUCAGCAAUCAUCUACAGAUGCUGGAGAGACGUUUCAUAAUAACAAUAAUAACAAUAGUACACCUGGUGGAUCUUCAUCUGCACCGGCAGCACCAUCUGACAACAUAACAUCAUCCUCUGAUGUUUCAGCACCACCUCUCGAUAUGUCCCCUCCUGAUCCUCUGCAUUGCUUGGCGGUAUGCAGAGCAUUGCUUGCAUUAUUACUUAGAUUUGAUUCUACUUGUGGAGCAGACAUUUUCUUGUUGACUUGCAAGGUCUUGGCAAAACUGGUUACGAGUUGCAGACCAGCUAUAACAUUAGGACAAUUGGCUACUUCUCAUCAAUUGCAACUUUUGAUAAGACGUAGUGUCUGGACCGAUGGCAGGCGGCCGCAGUGGGCUGGACCUUGGGCACAGCAUGCAGCAACUUGUCUACUGCAAGACUUGGUAGAAACUGAAACCAAAAAGGAAUUAUCUGAAACAAUGUCUAGCCGAAAUGACAGUUCUGCAGAGUUUAGUGUCAGAUUUUCUGAUUCAAUACGAGCCUGCCAUACUGCACCUCUUUCGAAUCUUGAUAUAAUGUCAUUGGAUGAGCCAGAAGAUGAAGCAAAUGGACCUCUUGUCGGUAAGGGUCAGCUACCCUCUCUCAUAGAAUCUGACGAUUCUGAACUAGAGGAAUUUUUGGAUGAUGUCAUGGAUCGUGGAAGGAACUUGUUGCGACGUAGUGAGCAGUCGUCACGAAAUUACAUCAUACCUAGUUCGAGUGUAUCAAUCGCCUUGGAUGCACGACUCGAAGGUGGACUAGACUCAUCAAGCGAACUGAUGUUGCGAAGACUAAAAUUAUCAGCUUUGACAAAAUCAGUAACACCAUCCUCUCCAUCCUCACCAAGCACCAAUUCUAGUGAAAGCCCGGUUAGUAUAGGCACACCGAGUUCUCUUACGCCCGAAGAUCAUGUACAGUUAAUGAAUUGGAUUGCUUGGCCCGACAUAUAUUCAGAUCCGGUACCAAGUGCUCCAACUUUACUCUCGCCUUGCUUUGAUGCAUUAUUCACUGAUCUACACAUGCAGACCGGUGCUAAUUUGGAGGCAUUGUUACGUCUUUGGACAGCUAUUAAUGACCAAGCUCGUUGUAAAAUUUUGCUCAACCUGACUUCUCUUCAGAAGCUGGUUUCAGCCUUGGCAUGGUUGGAUGCUAUUCCGUUACGUGCAUGGUCCUUGGGUUUUCAAUGCUUGUCUGCUGGAGUCUUGUUAACAGAUGUUUUAGGGGGACAAUUAAUUCCAAAAGAAGCAGCAGCUAAUCUUCUUGAUGAAUCAGAUUUUAGAGCCAUGAUAGUUAGAUUUUUAUCUGGAGAUGGCGAUAGCACUUGUCAGGCCGGACCAACAGCUUGUCAGGCAAUGUACAAAUGCCUAUUACGAUUGAAAUCUCGGUGUGAAGAUGACUCACAUUUUCGAAAUGCAAUGUUGAGAGUUUUGUUGCGAUUGCUACGACCUGGGCAACCAGUGGCAUUACAACAGGGACCACAAGAUGCUCAGGCCAGAUUUGUACAUGGCUUGCUUCAUGCUGGUUACGAGAGAUGCGAUCUUGCUACUGCCAUGACUGUCAUAGAGAGUAUAGGUGCAUUGGUUGCUGCUCACACUGCGCGUUGUGAGCGUGUUCGGUGCCGCAGCAUAGCAGAUGGUUCAUUAUCAUCUUCCGCUUUUGCAUCUUCUGGGUUUACAAGUAGUAGUUGCUUUGGAAGCCUGUUUGCUUCUGUCUUGGAUACUGGCUCAUCUAGUAACACGUCUUCUCAACAGUCUGGAUCAAAGGUCAAAAAUGAUACAGCAAUUGCUAGUGCUCAUGGAACUGGCAAAAAUGCCAAUACUGAGGCAUUGCUGGUUGCCUUACUAAGACUUGCAAAUAGAUUAGUUUGUACUCCACUAACAUCUACAGUCAGUACAGAUGUCACAAUUUGA